Molecule: messenger RNA, 887 nt
Organism: Arachis duranensis
Lineage: Eukaryota; Viridiplantae; Streptophyta; Magnoliopsida; Fabales; Fabaceae
Product: photosystem I reaction center subunit XI, chloroplastic
Exons: 2
Coding region: 71-715 (214 amino acids)
Biological process (GO): photosynthesis
Cellular component (GO): photosystem I; chloroplast thylakoid membrane; photosystem I reaction center
Source: RefSeq, a predicted model, not a curated record
GCCAAAUCCUGUCACUCACUUUGUGUAGUAGCAACUCUCUCUUUCUUUGUUGGAUCUCUAAGAAGCAAACAUGGCAGCUUCUUCUCCAAUGGUUAGCCACCUCAAGUCAAGCUUCACUAGGCCUCUUGUCACUCCUAAGGGCUUUGCUGGCUCUUCUCCAUUGAAGUUCUCUCCUUCUAGAAGACAUUUCACCUUCUCUGUUAAGGCCAUUCAAUCUGAGAAGCCAACAUAUCAAGUGAUUCAACCGAUUAAUGGUGACCCUUUCAUUGGAAGCCUUGAAACCCCAGUUACAUCAAGCCCAUUGAUUGCAUGGUACCUCUCCAACCUCCCAGCAUAUAGAACAGCAGUGAACCCACUACUAAGGGGAGUUGAAGUGGGCUUGGCCCAUGGCUUCCUCCUAGUAGGCCCAUUUGUAAAGGCCGGGCCUUUAAGGAACACUCCCUAUGCCGGUGGUGCCGGCUCCCUCGCCGCCGCCGGACUUGUUGUGAUCCUAAGCAUUUGCCUCACAAUCUAUGGAGUUGCAUCCUUCAAUGAAGGGCAGCCGUCGACCGCCCCAUCGUUGACCCUAACCGGCCGCAAGAAGGAGCCUGAUCAGCUCCAAACAGCGGACGGUUGGGCCAAGUUCACCGGUGGGUUCUUCUUCGGAGGAAUCUCCGGUGUUACUUGGGCCUACUUCCUUCUCUAUGUCUUGGACCUUCCUUACUACUUCAAGUGAAGAAACUUAGGAAUUUUAAUUUCUUUGGUUUAUCUACUAAAUAUUCAAUCUCAAUGAACUGUACUAAGGAAUGAUAUAAUGAUUUCUAGUGUUGAAUUGAGAUGGAUGUGUAUAUGAAUGACUCUCACUUUUGUUACAAUGCUAAAUUCCCCCUCUUGUUCUCCCAUCUUAA